CAGCGCUGUUGCCGCCGCCGCCGCCGCCGCUGCUGUCGCGUCCCUGCAGCUUCGGAGAAGAUGCCGGCCCGAACCGCCCCGGCCCGAGUGCCCGCCUUGGCCACCCCGGCCAUCUCACUCCCCGAAGAUGUCCGUAGGCGGCUCAAAGACUUGGAAAGAGACAGCUUAACAGAAAAGGAGUGCGUGAAGGAGAAAUUGAGUCUCUUGCACGAAUUUCUGCAAACCGAAAUAAAGAAUCAGCUGUGUGAUUUGGAAACCAAAUUGCAUAAGGAAGAAUUAUCUGAGGAGGGCUACCUGGCUAAAGUCAAAUCCCUUUUAAAUAAAGAUUUGUCCUUGGAGAACGGAGCUCACACAUUCAGUCGACAAACGAAUGGCUAUCUAGAAAAUCGGAAUCGAGAAGGCCGGAGAAGGGGAAUGACUGAGCCAAAUACGCCCCCAACUCCCACUUCUAAAGCUCGGACACCCCGUAGAAGCAAGACCGAUUUGGAGACGAAGCCGGAAACCCCAUCCAGCUCCGUGGUUACAAGGAGGACUACCAGGCAGACCUCGAUCACAUCUCAUUUCUCAAAGGCCCCCACCAAGCGGAAACCCCUGGAGGAAUCUGAAAGUCUGAAAUCAGAACCCGAGUCAAUGGAAGAAGAGGAACACGAUCAGGAGGAGAAGAGGCGUAGAGUUACAUCCGUGGAAUCAGGCGCUGAGAGUGCUGCAGCAGAAGCGGAGACUGUUCCAGAAGCCGCCGGGGACCCGGAGAUGAGCAUCAAAGAGGAAAGCCUUGAAAGUCCUGUCCAACAGCUAACGCCUAAAUUGGAGGAGCCAGACCGAGAAGCGAGUCCAGGAACAGACGCACAGAUGGAGGAAGAUGACCCGGAUGUCAAGGAUGAAAAGAAGCCUAAGAGUCAACUCAGGGACGUGACUCCCAAACGGAAAACGAGACCGGAAAAGCGACCAACUCCACACACAUCUGCAUCAAGAGCCACCCGUGAGAGUGAUGAGAAAAGAAGCAAAACCAAAGAAAUAACUGAGAAAAAAGAGACCGGGACCAAAGCGAUGCUGAACCUCAAGCCACAGGAGCCCAGGUGUUCGGAGUGUGGGCAGUACCUGGACGACCUGGACCUCAAGUAUGAGCAGCACCCCCACGAUGCCCUGGAGGAGCCCCAGAUGUUGACCAACGAGAAACUCUCCAUCUUCGAUGACACCAACGAAUCGGGCUUCGAGAGUUAUGAGGCUUUACCCCAGCACAAGCUGACGGGCUUCAGUGUGUAUUGCAAGCGCGGCCACCUGUGUCCCAUCGACACCGGCCUGAUCGAGAAGAACGUGGAGCUCUUCUUUUCUGGGUCGGCCAAAGCCAUCUAUGAGGACAACCCAUCUCUUGAAGGUGGCGUGAACGGCAAACACCUGGGUCCCAUCAACGAGUGGUGGAUCACAGGCUUUGACGGCGGGGAGAAAGUGCUCAUGGGCUUCAGCACCGCGUUUGCUGAAUACAUCCUCAUGGACCCCAGCCCAGAGUACGCCCCCAUAUUUGGGCAGAUGCAGGAGAAGGUGUACAUCAGCAAGAUAGUGGUGGAAUUCCUCCUGGGGAACCCUGACGCCACGUAUGAAGACCUCAUCAACAAGAUUGAGACCACAGUGCCUCCUUCCGGCCUGAACCUGAACCACUUCACGGAGGACUCGCUCCUGCGCCACGCGCAGUUCGUGGUGGGACAGGUGGAGAGCUACGACAGGGCCAAGGACACGGACGAGGAGCCCAUCUACCUGAGCCCCUGCAUGAGGGCCCUCAUCAAGCUGUGCGGCGUGACGCUGGGGCAGAGACGAGCCGUGAGCAGCCGCUCCAUGAAACCCCCUGCCAAGGACAAAGACAAGGGCCCCACGAAGGCCACCACCACCAAGCUGGUCUACCAGAUCUUCGACACCUUCUUUGCCGAACAGAUCGAGAAGGAUGAGAGGGCCGACCGGGAGGACAAGGAGAAUAAUUCCAAACGCCGCCGCUGUGGUGUCUGCGAGGUGUGCCAGCAGCCCGAGUGUGGCGUGUGCAGGGCGUGCAUGGACAUGGUCAAGUUUGGCGGGAGUGGGCGGAGCAAGCAGGCGUGCGUGCAGCGCAGGUGUCCCAACCUGGCCAUGAAGGAGGCCGAGGAAGAUGAGGAGGUGGACGACAACAUCCCGGAAAUGCCCUCGCCCAAGAAGAUGCACCAGGCCAAGAAGAAGAAGCAGAACAAGGCGCGGAUCUCCUGGGUUGGUCCAGCCAUCAAGGCUGAAGGGAAGAAGACUUUCUACCAGAAGGUGUGCAUCGACGAGGAGACCCUGGAGGUGGGCGACUGCGUCUCCGUCAUCCCUGAUGACUCCUCCAAGCCGCUCUACCUCGCGAGGGCCACGGCGCUGUGGGAGGACGGCAGCGGGAAGAUGUUCCACGCACACUGGUUCUGCGCGGGGUCGGACACGGUCCUGGGCGCCACGUCGGACCCGCGGGAGCUGUUCCUCGUGGACGAGUGCGAGGACAUGCAGCUGUCGUACGUGCACAGCAAGGUCACGGUGAUCCACAAGCCGCCGUCGCCCAACUGGGCCAUGGAGGGAGGCCUGGAGCCCGAGGACAUGCUACUGGGCGAAGUCAAUGAUGGCAAGACCUACUUCUACCAGCUGUGGUACGACCAGGACUACGCCAGGUUUGAGUCCCCGCCCAAGAUGCAGCCCACCGAGGAAAACAAGCACAAGUUCUGCGUGAGCUGUGCCCGGCUGGCGGAGAUGAGACAGAAGGAGAUUCCCAGGGUCUUGGAGCAGGUGGACGAGCUGGACAACCGGUUCUUCUACAGCUCGGCCACCAAGAAUGGCGUUGUGUACCGCGUGGGCGACGGGGUGUACCUGCCCCCCGAGGCCUUCGCAUUCAACAUCAAGCUGUCCAGCCCUGUGAAGCGCCCGAAGAAGGAGCCUGUGAACGAGCACCUGUAUCCCGAGCACUACCGGAAGUACUCGGACUACAUUAAAGGGAGCAACCUGGACGCCCCCGAGCCCUACCGCAUUGGCCGCAUCAAGGAGAUUUUCUGCACCAAGAAGAGCAACGGCAAGCCCAACGAAGCAGACAUCAAGAUCCGCGUCAACAAGUUCUACAGGCCGGAGAACACGCACAAGGCCACGCCCGCCAGCUACCACGCAGACAUCAACAUGCUGUACUGGAGCGACGAGGAGGCGGUGGUGGACUUCAAGGCGGCGCAGGGCCGCUGCACGGUGGAGUACGGGGAGGACCUGCCCGAGUGCGUGCAGGAGUACUCGGCCCGCGGCCCCGACCGCUUCUACUUCAUUGAGGCCUACAAUGCAAAGAGCAAAAGCUUCGAAGACCCCCCAAACCAUGCCCGCAGCCCCGGGAAUAAAGGGAAAGGAAAAGGCAAAGGGAAAAGCAAGGCGAAGGCGGCGCCGGCGCCGGAGCCCAGCGAGCCGGAGGCCGGGAGGCUGCCCAAGCUGCGCACCCUCGACGUGUUCUCGGGCUGCGGGGGCUUGUCCGAGGGAUUCCACCAGGCCGGCAUCUCGGAGACGCUGUGGGCCAUCGAGAUGUGGGAGCCGGCGGCGCAGGCGUUCCGCCUGAACAACCCCGCGUCCACCGUGUUCACCGAGGACUGCAACGUGCUGCUGAAGCUGGUCAUGGCCGGGGAGGUGGCCAACGCCCUGGGCCAGCGGCUCCCCCAGAAGGGCGACGUGGAGAUGCUGUGCGGCGGGCCGCCCUGCCAGGGCUUCAGCGGCAUGAACCGCUUCAACUCCCGCACCUACUCCAAGUUCAAGAACUCGCUGGUGGUCUCCUUCCUCAGCUACUGUGACUACUACCGUCCCCGCUUCUUCCUCCUGGAGAACGUGCGCAACUUCGUGUCCUUCAAACGCUCCAUGGUGCUGAAGCUCACGCUGCGCUGCCUGGUCCGCAUGGGCUACCAGUGCACUUUUGGGGUGCUGCAGGCGGGGCAGUACGGCGUGGCCCAGACGCGCAGGCGCGCUAUCAUCCUGGCGGCGGCCCCCGGGGAGCAGCUGCCCCUGUUCCCCGAGCCCCUGCACGUGUUCGCGCCCCGGGCCUGCCAGUUGAGCGUCGUGGUGGACGACAAGAAGUUUGUCAGCAACAUCACGAGGUUGAGCUCCGGCCCCUACCGCACCAUCACCGUGCGGGACACCAUGUCCGACCUCCCCGAGAUCCAGAACGGCGCGUCGGCCUCCGAGAUCUCCUACAACGGGGAGCCCCAGUCCUGGUUCCAGCGGCAGCUCCGGGGCUCCCACUACCAGCCCAUCCUCAGAGACCACAUCUGCAAGGACAUGAGCCCCCUGGUGGCCGCGCGCAUGCGCCACAUCCCGCUGGCGCCCGGCUCGGACUGGCGGGACCUGCCCAACAUCGAGGUGCGGCUGUCGGACAACACCAUCACCAAGAAGCUGCGCUACAACUACCACGACCGCAAGCACGGCCGCAGCCGCUCGGGGGCGCUGCGGGGCGUGUGCUCCUGCGUGCAGGCCGGCACCCCCUGCGACCCGCUGGCGCGGCAGUUCAACACGCUCAUCCCCUGGUGCCUGCCGCACACCGGGAACCGCCACAACCACUGGGCCGGGCUGUACGGGCGGCUGGAGUGGGACGGCUUCUUCAGCACCACCGUCACCAACCCCGAGCCCAUGGGCAAGCAGGGCCGCGUGCUGCACCCCGAGCAGCACCGCGUGGUCAGCGUGCGGGAGUGCGCGCGCUCCCAAGGCUUCCCCGACACCUACCGGCUGUUCGGCAACAUCCUGGACCGGCACCGCCAGGUGGGGAACGCGGUCCCGCCGCCCCUGGCCAAAGCCAUCGGCCUGGAGAUCAAGCAGUGCUUGUUGGCCAAGGCUCGAGAGAGCGCCUCAGCGCAAGUGAAAGAGGAAGAGGAGGAGAAAGCCACCCAGGGCUAGGCCGCCCGGCCGCGUGCCCGUCCUGCCGCCAGGAGCCCGCGCCCGCUGCCGGUGUUGUGCUUUUGACAUGUCUGUGUCAGUUGGAUGGUGUCCACGCGGCGCCCUGGGCGCCCUGGCGGAGCUGAGUUCUUCCUGUGACUUUCUUUCCCUUCGUUUUUGUUUUUUUGUUUUUUUUUUUUUGCUUCUCCACGACUUAGCAAAGCAGUGAUCACCCUCUCAAUUUUAAAAAAAGGAACUUUUUUACAAUGGCAUUAUAUCCAAGCGACCACUUCCCGGGUGGAAAUCAAGACUUUAUGUAGUUUUUGUAUGUUGUAAUAUUUCUUCAAAUAAAUCUCCGAUAAAGCAUCGAAA
Molecule: messenger RNA, 5244 nt
Organism: Dipodomys spectabilis (banner-tailed kangaroo rat)
Lineage: Eukaryota; Metazoa; Chordata; Mammalia; Rodentia; Heteromyidae
Gene: Dnmt1
Product: DNA methyltransferase 1
Exons: 40
Coding region: 61-4893 (1610 amino acids)
Cellular component (GO): nucleus
Molecular function (GO): zinc ion binding; DNA (cytosine-5-)-methyltransferase activity; chromatin binding
Source: RefSeq, a predicted model, not a curated record